This is a messenger RNA of Condylura cristata (star-nosed mole), 4238 nucleotides long. RefSeq names its product fibroblast growth factor 14 (gene FGF14). Gene Ontology annotation, biological process: positive regulation of cell population proliferation; cell differentiation; animal organ morphogenesis. Gene Ontology annotation, cellular component: cytoplasm. Bases 649 to 1515 code for a protein of 288 amino acids. The record is from RefSeq and is a predicted model, not a curated record. Gene Ontology annotation, molecular function: fibroblast growth factor receptor binding; growth factor activity. The transcript is spliced from 7 exons. Lineage: Eukaryota; Metazoa; Chordata; Mammalia; Eulipotyphla; Talpidae.
UCCGAGGCUGGGCUAGGAAUCCGGAGAGGAGAUUUUCCUCAUGCUCACCGUUGCUGGAAACUGGAAGAGGGAGAGGAAGGAGCACCGGGAUCCGUGGCGCUCUCUGUCAGCUACCAGCCCGACCAGGGGAGGGGGCACCAAGAUUUGCAUCUUUUCCUCGUAGUGAUUGAGAACUGCAGGUUCAAGCCGAUCCCACGGAGUACUGGCGAUUGAUUAUAAAAAGGAAACCGACCCUGGGAACAGGAGGCUCUGUCUUCGGCUGUCAGACUCAAUCUCGGAGGUGGUAUUGGUGUGGGCUACACAAUGGCAGUCUUCUCUCAGUGAGAUGAAUCCUGCUUUGCCUUGGGCAGACCCACCCAUCCUCAUAGCGAUCAAGUAAAAGGCUAUGGUUUUCUCUUUGGGGAUCUUUUGUGCAUUACCGCUCUCCCUGAUUAGUUCUGGUCUCAGUUGGGAUUUCUUGGCUUUUUUGUUUGUCUUCAUGCUGAAAAAGGAUUUUUCCCCCAACCCUUUUGUAAGCAUCCAGUGGUGAACGCGGGGGACAAACCAUUCACCCUGGCCGAAAAAAAACAAUCACUGAGAAGUCUCAAAGAAAUAUACCACGUGAGGGGAAAAAACUGGGAGAAGAUUCGGAAUAUUAUCGUUUUUCCUAUGGUAAAAACGGUGCCCCUCUUCAGAAGAACUGAUUUCAAAUUAUUAUUAUGCAACCACGAGGAUCUCUUCUUUCUCAGGGUGUCUAAGCUGCUGGAUUGCUUUUCGCCUAAAUCAAUGUGGUUUCUUUGGAACAUUUUCAGCAAAGGAACGCAUAUGCUGCAGUGUCUUUGUGGCAAGAGUCUUAAGAAAAACAAGAACCCAACUGAUCCCCAGCUCAAGGGUAUAGUGACCAGGUUAUAUUGCAGGCAAGGCUACUACUUGCAAAUGCACCCCGAUGGAGCUCUCGACGGGACCAAGGAUGACAGCACGAAUUCUACACUGUUCAACCUCAUCCCUGUGGGCCUCCGUGUGGUUGCCAUCCAGGGCGUGAAGACAGGCCUGUACAUCGCCAUGAAUGGAGAAGGUUACCUCUACCCAUCAGAACUUUUUACCCCUGAAUGCAAGUUUAAAGAAUCUGUUUUUGAAAACUAUUAUGUAAUCUACUCAUCUAUGCUGUACAGACAACAGGAAUCUGGUAGAGCCUGGUUUUUGGGAUUGAAUAAGGAAGGGCAAGUUAUGAAAGGAAACAGAGUAAAGAAAACCAAGCCAGCAGCUCAUUUUCUCCCCAAGCCAUUGGAAGUUGCCAUGUACCGAGAACCGUCUCUGCAUGACGUUGGAGAAACGGUCCCGAAGGCCGGGGUGACGCCGAGUAAAAGCACAAGCGCGUCGGCCAUCAUGAAUGGCGGCAAACCAGUCAACAAAAGAACCGGAGUUGAACGCCGUCCCCGGGUCUGGCUGCGUUCCGACUCACCCCAGCCGAGCAUGGGCAAGGGCCUGUUGUGUUCCUUUUCUGCAGCAGCAAUGCAAACGUUAGUUCUAAAUUAGACUUUACUAUUUUUGGUGUUCGAUGACAAGUUUUUAAACUGGACCUAUGAGGGGAAAAAAUAUUUUUUGAGCUCAGCAUUGCUGAGUCGGGUAUUGUGCAUCACCAGUCCACGCCCCUGGCUCUGCCCCGGCAGCCGGGGGGCCCAGAGGCUGGGUGAGGGGUGCCUUCCCGCCACCGCGGAAUGCGGUCUGUAGAGCUGUCUAGGUCCAGCUAAACGCCAGCCCACGCAUUCGGCCAUCAGGUUUUCGGCCCAUCCCAUCGAUUUGAUUUUGUUUUCUGUGUUUUCUUCGGAAUUGAAGCCUGCUGAACUCUGAGCUCUUGAAGGGCCAGGAGUUGCUGACCAUCGGCGGCCAAGAAGCCUCGGCAGCUGUUCAGGUUGGGUGGAAGGGGUUUCCGAAUGUUCAGUGCUCAACUGUUUGGAAAUCUAUUUGUUAACUGUAUGUGUACUUAAUAAAACUCAAUGUUUUCUUCUCAAAAGAGUUCACUGAGACCAAAUCUAACCUCAUUUACAGAAAACUUGAUGUGGGACGGUACCGGGCCUCUUGUAACUCUGUCCAGGGGAGGGUGACCCGCCACCUCGCCCCCCACCUGCACUGUAUUUCCUGGGAAAGUCUUUUGCCACUGCUUUCCUACGUCCACACGACAGCCCUUGCCCAGCAUCAAAAAUGUUGGCCUGCUUAGCUGAUUAAAGAUUUAGUAUCAAUUUAACUGUUAAUGCUUCUUUCAUUUUCAUAUUGGAUUCCAUUUUAAUAAAUAAAAAGUUAGCAUAACGUUUGAGUACAUUUAUUGUCGAUGAUGCUGAAGAACAAAUACAAGAUGAUUCUCUGACCCCUCAUGACUUCUCUCUCUUUCCAUCCUUUACAAAUCCAUCAUUCUUAACAAAAUAAGUUAAAAAACACUAGAAUCUCAUUAUCCGACUAGUAUGGUUUAUUGAUGGAAUACUGUAUUUGAUAAUGUACGACUAACUAUAAAUAAUAUAACUUGAAAUUCCAGUUAGAGGGGCUUAUAGCCACUGUUUGCCCCCCCACACACGUGCACACAUUUACACCACACUCACACAUCAAACAACCCCACCUAUUUCUCACCUUGUCAGCUCUACUUGCUAAAUUCUUUUUCCCCUGCUAGCUUGGUUAAACUUAAGACAGGCUUUGUGUUUGUAAGUUCUGAGAGUUCUGUAAAUGUGCACUUCUUGUAUGGUUUUUAUUUUAUUUUUUUUAACGACUCAUCUGUAAGGGGAUCUAUCCCCGUGAAACGAUGUCGACAUACCUUCUACUACUCUAUGUUUAGACAUAUCGCAGAGGGGCUUUGUGACCUGUGAUUUAGUUAGACCAUUUUCAUGUUGUGUCUGGUCUCACCAUUGCAUGGGGCGAGGACAGGUCUGAUGACUGCAUGCAAUGGGACCUGCGUAUUAAGAACUGUCGGUCUGUAUUACUCGACUUACACACAAAGUCAGUCUGUAUUGUACAGUUUCUUUGUCCAGUAUGAUUUGUUGUAUUCAAAAAUACAACAUGUUGAAUAAAAUAUUUAUAUGAGGCCUAUCAAGAAACAUCAAACAUCUUUAUGUAACAAAUGGCAUUGCAUCCCCACGUAGAGAGAAGUAUCAUGUAAACAAGCUGGUAAAUUCAUUUGCCCCUUUUAUCAUGCCAAAGAAAAUUUUAGCUCUUUGAUACCUCUCUUGCGAUAUUUUGGGGAUAAGACGCCAGCAUUUUCCCCUCAAAAACUACGUUUGUUGUUAUUAAAAUAAGUGCAAUCCAUCACUCUUGAUGUUCUGUGUGGUAACUCUGAUGGAAUUCAUUUGUACUUACAGUCUGUGUGUUCUGUAUUUCCAUGGACAUGAGUCAGUUUCAAAUAUCUCAAAUAGCACAUUCCUUUUGCACACAUAGCUGGUGUGGGCGGGUUGUUUCUACUGAUUUCUUGUGGUAGCUGAUUGUUUUGCCCACCCCAUCGUCCCUCAACAAUGCUCGGGAAUGUGCAUUGUUUUGGCAUUUCAAGUAACACCGCUUUUGUUUGUUUUCUGAAACGAUUUGUCACAACUUUACUUGGUAAAUGAUAGGAGAGAUGCACAUGGCCUGCCCAUGUAAAGAGUGAACUGGAGUUAAGCAUUAUUUCAAGACAAACCCUGGAGAUGUAAAUGCUCACUCAGAAUGUCUGCUCGCCUUGAGUGUUUGUGGGAGUGACUUCCAGAGCUUUACAGUGGUCCAGAAAACUCCUGCCCCUGGUCUUUCCAGUUACUUGCCCCUUGCAGAGUGAGCCAAAUGUCAUGAUCACACCUAAGCUAGCCGCUUAAUUAAAACCAUCUUUUUUUUUUUUUUCCUUCAGCAUGAACAAUAUUGGUUUUAGUUCUCUUUUAAGAGAUGAACAAGGGUGCGGGGGGGAGUGGAGUAUUUCUUUAAUUUAGACAUGUAUCUUUUCAUGUAAAGUUUUCUCCCUGCUACGACGGUGAUAAUUAAUAUUUGCUAGAGAGACCAGAAUGGGACUGUGACUGCCUAGGAAAUCCGUCUUAAAAGAUGAAAAUUAUUUUCAAAUUUCUUUCAGAAAAAGAUUAUCCAGAGAAAGCAGUUGAGCUAAAAAGGCAGAGAUGUCAAGAUCCAGAUUCCAGAUGUAAAUUAUAUUACUGUGACAAAAUACCUUUGGGGUUUUGAGUUUCUUAGCUCAGAAAGGGAUACCCAGAGCCUGGUGACCCUCUUGAAUAGUAGUUAGGGUUUCAAAGUCUGACAAUGAC